This is a messenger RNA of Akanthomyces muscarius, 969 nucleotides long. RefSeq lists its product as uncharacterized. NCBI's taxonomy places the organism in Eukaryota, Fungi, Ascomycota, Sordariomycetes, Hypocreales, Cordycipitaceae. The transcript has 3 exons. The coding region runs from base 1 to 969 and encodes 322 amino acids. The record is from RefSeq and is a predicted model, not a curated record.
AUGGCGCGUAAAUUACCAUGGAAGAGGGUUUCAGAAACUCAGCAAGAACCAGCAUCCAGUCCGCAGCGCGUGCUGCCAAAGCUCGAGACGCCCAGACGAACCGCGGCAACCCCGAGCAGCGCCUCUGCGGCGAGGCAUCGCCCAGCUGCUCUCGCCGCAUUAGACUCAUCCGAUCCAUUGCGCAGCCCUUCUACAUCUCCUCCCCCCGAGCCGCCCCAGGAAAGGUACAUGCUACCAGGCGAUGACCACUACCGCAUCGUCGAGGAUGAACUGCUGCAGACGGCGCAGCGCUUCACCACGCACCUUCAUCGCGCCGAGUACAACCGCCUCAAGCUCAUUGCCAAAUCCAAGAAUGGUGCCGCCAUUCGCGAGAUUGAGCGUCCCGUCGUCGGCCCGCUCACGUCGGACGCCAAGCGGCGUCGCGACCAGGCCAAGCGACUGUACAAGCAACGAUCUGUGCUGUCGGCCCAAGACGGCAGCGCCAACCAGGACGAGAGCGCAAACGGCAACUCGCCCUGGGCCGGGACAAACUUGAGGGGCCUCUUGAAUGCGCCUCGUGCAGAGACCAGGUCCCUGCUACCUCAGACUUCUGCUGCUUCUGGGCCGCCCUCGUCCCUCACCAAGGCGACGGUCGGCCAUUGUCCGGCACCCCUGCCCACGUCGACGCCGAGACAGAACGUCUCACAUGCCGGCAGCUUCACGACUCCCGUCUCGACACGGCGCGCACGCCAUCCUGUUACGCCCUCCUCGUCGACCAAUAUUGCGUCCAGCUCGUCAACGCCAAGGCGACAUGCCAAGAUUGAGGCUGAGGCCCCGACGUUGGAGGACGACCUAGAUUUUGACGAUCCUUUCGGCAUCAACAAGCGACGGCUAGAUCGACAAAAAUCAAGAGGUCAACUGAAGAAGACUAUCCGCUCAACGCCUACGAAUACGCCGUCAUCAUCAGACACCAUGCCGUCGUUUGUGUGA